UGAAACAUAUGAACAUAACAGCAGAAUAAAAAAAAAGCAUACAGUUUUUUUGUUUAUUGAUCAAGAAGCAAUGUACUUCAAUCAAGUUAAUUUGAUGGAAGUAAAAAAUGAUAAAAUGCAUCAACGUUAAAGCUAUUGUAAUUAAUUUCAUCUUCAUUGUUACGCUGACGAAUCCAUCGAGUCUGGAUGAAUAUAGUAGAACAGUCGACAAUAAGAACAACCAAAAUGUUGGAAGUAUCAUCUUUGAUGAGAACGACGUAACGAAAGCAUGCUGGAAUAAUGAACAAUUGACAUUAUUGAUUAGCCGGAAAAUAUUUCAGGAUUUAUUGCCAGAGGUAGAAACACUUGAUGCUGAAAAUAAUGAAUUCCCUCUGUUAAUUUUGGAGUACAUGGACAUCUGUUUGGGGAUAGUUAAAAAAUCAGCAACUGGUAGAAUGAAACGAUUAUUGAAAAGAGCUUUGGCCGACACAUUGGCCGGUUAUCUUUACACUUACAUUCUUCCUAUGAUAAGGAAAUCUUAUUACGCCGGUAAUAUUCAGUAUGAAGAUACUCAAGAACUUGUUGAUUUAUACUAUGAAAUAUUACGAUUCAUGCAUUCUGAUGGAGUUGGUUGGAUUAAACCUAAAAAUGAUAUCCAAUAUGAAGGAGAACCCAUUGCAAUAGAACCUGAUCCUGAAGCUUGUUCAAACUUGGUUCUAUAUCAAGAAGGCGGAGCCUUUAAUAUACCGAUACCCUUUCUUGAUGACAACAAUAACCCUGCCAGUAUAGCAUUGCCAUUCCAGAAUGAAAGUCUUUUUUCUCUUUUUACCGAGAACUCGGCAUUUAUUCUGGUAAAAUACUACAAAGCUGGUUACGGUUGUAUAUCAUCUCCCCGAGAAAAAAGAGGAGGAGGUACAAAAGGCAAUGUUAAUAAAUUUAUAAAGCAAUUUGACGAUUGGUUAAAUCAAGCUGUAAUUUCGCAUCUGGAUGAUGAAAAGUGGUAUCCAGCAUUCGGUGGAGUUUUACGAAUAAUAAAAAGUCUUAAAACAGCUGAAGAAACUACUCAAAGUUCAAUUGACUAUGAAGAAUCCGAUAAUCCUAUCGUAGGAGCUCCAAUUAGUCCUACGUCAACAUACUCACCGAUUGAAGCAAAUAAAUCACACUGGUCGACGUGGGAAAUAAUUUUAAUAUUUGUAAUAUUCGCAGUAUUAUUGUGGCUGUUGGUUGGCAUGUGUGUAUUUUGUUGUAGAAAAAAUUACUCAAAUUAUUACCGGGAUGGAACACCCUUUGCUGUGGUCUACAAAAAUGACAAAUGUAUCAAUCAGGAGAAUGUUUUUUCUGGACGAGGCGCUAGACAGUCAAUGUGGUCAUGGAAGAAAAAAUAUUCAGAUCUCGGCUGUCCGUGUGGCAAAGAAGUUGAUAUUGAAGGAAGAGAUGAAGAAUUUAUGGGUGCUACAGAUUAUCAAAAUUACAUGACAAAUGAAGUUAAUGAAAAAAAAAGAAAAAUAGGUUUUAAUUCAAAACCAACAGUUAAAAGUGCGCCAAUUAAAUAUCACAAUACGGAUUCAGUUAUGUCUACCUCGGGAAGAAGUAACUUUGCCGAUAACUGUAACUCCUCACCCUCGUGAAGCUAAAUGAUUAUAAAUAAAAUAAAAUAAUUUAAACUGUAAAAAAUUCAGGGAAGAAAAU
Cotesia glomerata is the source of this 1668-nucleotide messenger RNA. RefSeq lists its product as uncharacterized. Lineage: Eukaryota; Metazoa; Arthropoda; Insecta; Hymenoptera; Braconidae. The record is from RefSeq and is a predicted model, not a curated record. The transcript has 10 exons. Bases 108 to 1607 code for a protein of 499 amino acids.